UCGUGCCGCGUGGCAUUUAAUCAACCGUUGCUGUGUAUCAUUUCCUUCGCUUUGUCUGUUGUGCAAGUAAUUUAGCAAGUUUAAGAGCAAGCAAUGGAACGCUUCAUGGAAGACGCACUGCAGCAAGCACGGGCGGCAAACGAUCUCAAAGAAGUUCCGGUGGGGUGUGUUUUCGUGUACGAUCGCAAAGAUAGUAGCGGAGAAAUCAUUGCCCGUGGAUGUAAUUUAGUGAACGAAAGUAAGAAUGCUACCCGCCACGUGGAGUUCAUUUGCAUCGAUCAGACGCUGGAAUACGCUCGGCAGUACGGUAUAGAACCGCCAGAAAGUAUCUUCUCAGCCGUCACCGUAGUAGUGACCGUGGAACCAUGCAUUAUGUGUGCAGCGGCGUUGAUCAACCUUGGUGUGCGGGAGAUCAUUUACGGCUGUCGCAAUGAUCGGUUCGGUGGAUCGACUGUAGUGGACGUGGGGGCAUUGUUGAAUUCUAGCAUUCCGAUCCGCGGAAAUGUUCGAGGCGAGGAAGCGAUGGAGCUACUGAAGGAGUUCUACAAAGGAGAAAACCCAUCCGCACCUGUACCAAAGGCAAGGGGCAACCAAGGUGGAUGUAAAACAUAA
Messenger RNA from Anopheles cruzii, 612 nucleotides. RefSeq names its product tRNA-specific adenosine deaminase 2. Gene Ontology annotation, molecular function: tRNA-specific adenosine-34 deaminase activity. The coding region runs from base 94 to 612 and encodes 172 amino acids. NCBI's taxonomy places the organism in Eukaryota, Metazoa, Arthropoda, Insecta, Diptera, Culicidae. The transcript has a single exon. The record is from RefSeq and is a predicted model, not a curated record. Gene Ontology annotation, biological process: tRNA wobble adenosine to inosine editing. Gene Ontology annotation, cellular component: cytoplasm; nucleus.